GGUCAAACAAUGACAACAUCGUCCCGAUAGGAAGGGAAUCACAAAUGUCACGACGGAGUAAGCUGCAGCAGGGCUGCUAGAAAGUGCCAAAUUAGCCCAAAACAGCAGCGUCUGUAAACUCACCCAGCCCCGGGAUGGCGGCUGCAGCUCGGAUAGCCGCUAUAGGCGGGCCGGUGUCCACUCUGUCCCGGUUCCGCGGCGCCCUCGUCGGGGCUGUGCUGGGAGACUGUGUGGGCGGCGAGUUUGAAGGAGCUGAAGAUGUUCCUCUCGACCGGGUCCUUCAGCAUCUCAGCGGGCUUGAGGACGACACACGGGGUGACGGCAUACUACAGUACAGUGAUGACACAGCCAUGAUGCGCUGUGUGGCCCAUUCGCUUCUGACCAGGACGGGGUUUGAUGAGCAAGACAUGGCACGCAGAUUUGCAAAAGAGUACAACCUUGCCCCAGGCCGUGGCUACGGAUCGGGGGUCAUUCAGGUCCUGCGGAAGCUGGCGUCUCCUCAGCUCAGUGAUGUCUUUCAACCAGCACGGGCCCAGUUCGGUGGGCGUGGGUCGUUCGGUAACGGUGGAGCAAUGAGAGCGGCCCCUUUUGCCCUUGCCUUUAGAAAUGCUGCUGACGUGCAGCAGUACUCCAGGCUAGGUGCCAUGCUCACCCACUCAUGCUCUCUGGGCUACAAUGGAGCUGUGCUGCAGGCCCUCGCUGUCCACUUGUCUCUGCAGGGUGCCCUGGCCUUACCAGAGGAAUUCAUCAACAGACUCAUCUCUGAGAUGGAGGAAGUAGAGAGGGAGGAGACAGCCCAACAUGACGCCAAAGCACUUAAUUUAGCAGAGUUUCCAUACUGCACACGUUUACACAGAGUCAAGGAGCUUGUAGAGCGGGGCAGUGUGAGCAUUGAAGAGGUCAUAUCGGAACUCGGGAAUGGCAUUGCAGCCUUGCAGUCUGUCCCCACGGCCAUCUUCUGCGUGUUGCAUUGUCUGGAGCCACGGGAGGGCCUGCCAGAGCGGUACGGUGGUCUGGAGAGGACUAUAGCCUACAGCUUAGCCCUGGGAGGAGACACAGACACCAUCGCCUGCAUGGCAGGUGCCAUCGCAGGGGCUCACUACGGCAUUGAGGCCAUUCCACAAAGCUGGCAGAAGAGCUGUGAGGGGGUAGAGGAAGCUGACCAACUGGCCGAGCGCCUAUAUAAACUGUACUGCCUCACACAAUUGGAGGAGGAUGGCAUUACCAUGAGCGACAGCAAUCAGCCUCGGUCACACAGCAGCAAUCAGCAUCCAACACACACUGAGUGACCAACUAUGUUAUUACAUAAACACUUUGCAAAUCAUUGUUGGCACAUAAAAUCACACACUCUGCUGUGUUACAGAAACCCCCACGUAUAAAGCUGGAACAUUGUUGCUAAUGUCUUUGUUGUGCAAGAAAAGUUUACAAUAAAGGAACAAAACACUUCCAACCUGACUGGAAAA
Molecule: messenger RNA, 1463 nt
Organism: Pygocentrus nattereri (red-bellied piranha)
Lineage: Eukaryota; Metazoa; Chordata; Actinopteri; Characiformes; Serrasalmidae
Gene: adprs
Product: ADP-ribosylserine hydrolase
Exons: 6
Coding region: 135-1289 (384 amino acids)
Cellular component (GO): mitochondrion; nucleus
Source: RefSeq, a predicted model, not a curated record